Geodia barretti is the source of this 1492-nucleotide messenger RNA. The record is from the annotation of a GenBank genome assembly. Lineage: Eukaryota; Metazoa; Porifera; Demospongiae; Tetractinellida; Geodiidae.
CAGUUCUCAGAAAAGAGAAAUGGAGAGAGAAGCGAUGAGGGACGUUAAUGGGUUUCUACGCAAGGAGAGGUGGCGCGGGGCUCCUCAGAGCUUGUGUACUUCGCCCCCAGUGCCGUGUCUCGUCCACGGAGGCCGGACAAGAACCUCAGGCGACAAGCUCGGGCCUACUUCUCGAGCGACGAGCCUCGUCGAGUUGGUCCGGGGACCGCUCACCCGUCACCAAGGAACUGAGCAGUCCUGGUUUCCUCCGGAGAGCUCUUCCCGACUCACUAGCCAACGGGGAGACCCAACAAGUUCCUAGGUUCUUUAUCGACACGCAGGCAAUGGUCAGAACGCUUGAAGACGGAGGUUACAGUCGUGAACAGGCCGAGAGCGUCGUUUCAUUGAUAUCCACGUCUCUUACCGCCACUCUAGAGCCAGUCAUAUCCGCCCAGGUCACCAGACGAGACGUGGAGCUGUUGGCAGUCCAGUUUGCAGGGGAAGUCGAGUCAGUUCGCAGCAGUCUCGUCCUCCUUGAGAGAAGCACCAUUGAUUCCCUCCGUCUCGAAAACGAGGGACUGAGGGGACAGAUCAGGAGGCUCUACGAAAAUCAGAAGGAGGAGAUGAAGAAGUUGGAGAGUGGGAUACAGCUGGAUAUUAACCUUGAGAAAGGUCGGCUGAGAGAGGAAUCAACCAACCUCUCCCAGAGGAUCAAAGACACUCACAACAGAAUUGAGACUGAGGUCCAGCAAUACCUCCUUCCUUCCCUCUUCCUCCUUCUUUAGUGUGUGUGUGUGUGUGCCAAUGUGUGAUGUAUGUUGACUGAGCAGCAGUAAAGAUAAGUGGGUGUGUCUUGUUCAGGUGGCACAGUUGAAGACACAGAUCGAGUCACAGAAACUAGAGUCAAUCAAGUACCUCGUAGGUAAGACCCCGUUCAUAAACUAGUUUAUCCAGUUAUUCAGGUUUCCUCUCCCCGCUGCUUGCAGGAGGGAUCUUCUCAGUGGUCACCAUAGUUCUCUCCGUCAUGCUCGGCCUCUCCAGACUUCUCAAGUAGAACUCUGUUGUAGCUUUUUAUCUCAUGGACGCUAUUUAUUCUCUGAAUUCACUGAUUUUUUUGUUGGUUCUACAAAUAUUGUACAAUUCGAAAAUUACAGCAGACAUAAUUUUGAACAACCAACACACAAUUACAAGUAUGCGUAACUGAAUGUGGGCGGAGUCACCCUGUCUAAUUGGGGGGCGUGGUCAGUGUUUCAUUGCGAGAUAUGUGGCAGCUGCCUUGCGGGGUUUCUUCUGAAAGUCCAUUCCGUGUGGGUAGGGGUGAGCCACCUUCAGGAGGUGCAGAGCAGCAGCUGUGGACUGACCACUCAUGAGUUCAAUGUAUGCAGAGAGAAGAACAGUCUGUGGAGGAGGAGGAUUGGGGAGCAGCUUGACAGCCUGUGGAGGGAGACAGGCAGAGCAGAGGGCUAAGCAAUCGAGAUAACUAUUACCAAUACCUCAAGGGUAUAUAGAAGGG